Panonychus citri (citrus red mite) is the source of this 2357-nucleotide messenger RNA. It is a transcript of the gene jeb, whose product is annotated as phosphatidylinositol 3-kinase 2-like. The record is from RefSeq and is a predicted model, not a curated record. Gene Ontology annotation, molecular function: protein binding; transmembrane receptor protein tyrosine kinase activator activity. Gene Ontology annotation, cellular component: terminal bouton. Gene Ontology annotation, biological process: positive regulation of MAPK cascade. NCBI's taxonomy places the organism in Eukaryota, Metazoa, Arthropoda, Arachnida, Trombidiformes, Tetranychidae.
CAGUUGUCUAUCAACAAGCUCAAUCGUAAGAGGGAAACAAAAACACAUAGUUGAUCAAAACUCCACCAACAAUCAACAUUUAACUUGGAAAGUUAUUACAACUUAAAUCAUGAAUCGAGUGAACAAUUUAAUUUCCUACCAGUCGAUUGUAAUUACAAUUAAGCCUUUGUGAUUUUCCAAUCAUCAUCAUCAUAACCAUUGAAAACGAUAAUCUUAAUAAUCUUUAAAAUUUAUCGUAAUGGUCAAUAAUUAAAAGUAAUUGUGUUAAUCAUUAUCAUCAUUAUCAUCACCAUCGUUUAAUUGUUAUGCAAAUUUAAACAUUAAUAGUAAAUAUAUUUUUGCAACAACUUUUUAAUUGUUACAACAAAUUGUUUGUUUUGAGUGUGAGUGUUUAAUUGUGUUAAUUGUGUGUGUGUGUGUGUGUAUGUGGCUAAAUUGAUUGUCAAAAAUAAAUUAUUUUAUUAUCGUACUAAAUUGUUACUAUACUAAACCCAAGGUAAUAAAUAAUAUGUUGAUCAUUGAAUUAAAUUAUCUUAUUAAUGGAUAAUAUUGAUAAUAAUAAUUGUUAAAAACAGUUAAUCAUUUUAAUUGUCUUCCAUUGUAAAUUGGUAAUAAUUAUCAAUCUAAAUAUUACCUUUACGAUUGGCCGAUUGCCUGUCGAUGUUGACCAGGUCAAACCUUGCGAAAUGUCAUCGCAAACUAUCAAAUCAUCAACUAAUAAUCAACAGAACAAUUUUACCAAUCAUCAACUAUCAGCAUCUUUCAUCAACAAUUCAUCACAAUCAAAAGAAAAUCAAAACAAUAAUCAAAUUGAUCAUCUAUUUCAUCAUCCAUUUCAACAAUCUCGGUGGCAAAAUAAUCAACAACACCAACACCAGAGUCUAUGGAAAUCACCAUUACCAAAUCCACCCCAACACAAGACAAUUCACCGGCGUGAACAUUAUCCCCAUUGGAACAAUAAACAAAAUCAAAAUUCACAAUCAAUUGAAACAAUUUCAAUAUUAUCCCUGAUUAAGGAUCAAUACAAUUCUGGUGUCACUCUUUCCACUCGUUUCCACCAUCAACUUGUAACCAAAUUACUUUCACCCACCUUGAGAAAACCAAUGAAUUUCUUAUUAACUAUUCUAAUUCUUAACCUUCUACACCGAGUCCCCUGUACCCUGGCCAUUAACCCGCCGGGUACUCAAGGAAAUAACAAUAAUCUUAUCAAAAAUCUCUACGAUUAUAACUCUAUCAACAAGAACGUCGAUAAUGUUUACAAUAAAGAAGUUACUUUAUCUUCUAGUUCCUUAGGUAAUCUUGAUAAUCUAGAAGAUGAUUUUUCUUCAUCUUUAACCGAUUCUCGGCCGGAUUUAUUAUCUCCAUCAUCAUCUAAAUUACCGGUAACUUCAUCAACACUUUUAUCACAUUCAAAAUCAUAUUUACCAUCAGAGAAAAAACUUGCAUCAUCAACAUCAUCAUCAUCAUUAUCAUCACAAUUAUCACCAUCAUCACCAGUGUCCCCUGGUUCCUAUUACUCAUUUAUAUCAUCACAUCAUCCAACCCAAUUAUCUCAUUAUUUGCAAAUCAACAAACCAAAACAAUCAUCAUCAUCAUCAUCAUCUUCAUCAUCCUUAUACACAACAACACCACAACCAUCAACAUACAAUAAUAAUGAUGCUAAUGAAAUGAACAUUAAAACACCCAAAGAUUUUGAGAGUUUAUUUCAUCGGAUCGCCCGAAGGUCAAGUCGACCCUACGAUGUACCACAAAUUGAAUGCCCUGUAAGUGAAGAUGGUGUUGACCGAUUUGCCUGUCCAACUCCCAAUAAGGAGGGAAGAUAUCGAUGCAUUGAAGAUCAUGAACUUUGUAAUGGUUUCAUUGCUUGUCCUAAUGGUGAAGAUGAGGACAGAAAACUGUGUAUGUUUUAUAAAACGACAAAAGCUCAUCUUGAUGUAUUAGCUGAUGCGAUGCUACGAAUGGUUCGUGGACGAUUUUAAUUGUUGGCUUAAUUGUUACCAAAAUGGAAUCAAUUAACUUUACCAAUGGAUUCCCAAUGGAUAAAAUCAAUAAUAAUGAUGAACAAUUUAAAUGAUUACUAAUUACCAAAUGGGUUCAAUUAAUUAUAUAAAAAAAAAGAAUCAAUAAUCAUAAUAAUUGAAAAGAAAAUCUAAAUUCUAACAAUUAAAACUAAUUACUACUCUACUCUAAUCAAAUUUACAACCAAGAACGAUUCCUAAAAAAAAGUGUGAUAAUCAACUCUAAACAAUUAAAUCAAUCAUCAAUGUGUGUAUGAUAACAAUUAACAGAUCAAGUUAAUUGUUAAGAUAAUGUAUUUAAGGUUAUAUAUAUUAAAAGAAAACAACACCAAUUAACAA